UUUAAUCAAAACAAAUAACUUACACAAUAUCGAAAUGAAAUCUUUCGUUUGCUUGACUUUAUUUGUUGUGGUCGUUGCAGUGUCUUCAGCCACAACACAGGGCUCUUCGACUAGUUCCGUGAGCAGCGAUACCAAACAGGAUGUUGAAACUGAGUUGAAAGCCACUCACUCAUCCCAACUGACCAACGAAUAUAAUCGUUUUAGAAAAUCUGCUGGUUAUGGUGGUUCCGGUGGCGGUUAUGGUGCAGCCAGCAUUCCAGCUCCUCCCUGCCCCAAGAAUUACUUGUUCAGUUGCCAGCCUAAUUUAGCACCGGUACCCUGUUCGGCCCCAGCUCCCGCCUAUGGCUCAGCAGGCGCUUAUUCGGCACCAGUACCCACAUAUAUGGCACCUCUAGGAAAUAACUAUGGCGUUCCCCAAGGCUACAGUGGUUUUGUACCCCAAAACUUCAACCAAUUCUAUCAAUAUUAAAACAAUUAUUUUAUUAUUUUCAACCUCAAUAAAUACACACGCCAUAAUUAAAGGAUUGUAAUACGAAUGAAUAGACUGUACCACAUACUAUAAAUAAUUUUAAAUA
This is a messenger RNA of Calliphora vicina (urban bluebottle blowfly), 575 nucleotides long. RefSeq names its product vitelline membrane protein Vm26Aa-like. Bases 35 to 469 code for a protein of 144 amino acids. Lineage: Eukaryota; Metazoa; Arthropoda; Insecta; Diptera; Calliphoridae. The transcript has a single exon. The record is from RefSeq and is a predicted model, not a curated record.